Molecule: messenger RNA, 8236 nt
Organism: Contarinia nasturtii (swede midge)
Lineage: Eukaryota; Metazoa; Arthropoda; Insecta; Diptera; Cecidomyiidae
Product: unconventional myosin-IXb-like
Exons: 16
Coding region: 1306-7848 (2180 amino acids)
Biological process (GO): intracellular signal transduction
Cellular component (GO): myosin complex
Molecular function (GO): GTPase activator activity; microfilament motor activity; ATP binding
Source: RefSeq, a predicted model, not a curated record
GUGAGUUUCGUACACACAAACCCAAGAUGUAUCAUUAAAUUAAUAAUUAAAAUGGCUGAAGAUACAUCAUUUAACAGUCUUUCGUUUUGAUUUCGCGUUUAGUUCGUAACUUGUUUAAAUAAAAACCAUUUCUUGUCGUAUAUUUUUUUUAUCUAUUUGUUUGUUUGUGUUUUUUUUUUAAUUUUAUUUCAACUCAAGUGAAAAAGAGAGAGAUAAAAAAGGGAAAUUUAUCGAAAUUGGUUAUGCGAGUGAACACUUGAAAUUCCAGUGAAUACGAUAAAAAAAAAUCAACAAAUUCGUGAAAAGUGUCUCAAAAUCAAACACCAAAUUCACGAAACCAACAAAAAAAAACACACACACACAAAUUUACAACAAUCCGAUAUAUUGAUACGGAGCUUAAGCACACAAAACGAUUAAAACGUGAGUUUCAACACGACAAAAAAAUAGAGUGAAAAAGUGUCGCCAACAACAGAAAAAUCGCCUGUGUAUAACACACAGAGAAAAAGAGACAGCCAAACGUUCCUAUAAUAAUACAUAAUUGAAACAACAACAACUUCCCGUGAAAAACAAUCAGCAACACCAAACAAGUACACAGCAAAGCAAAACGUUCUGAAAGCAGAAGAAGAAGAAAAAAAGAGUGAAUAAGAAUUAUAUUUGAAUGGGAAAACAGCCAUUUGAUUGUUGCUUUGUGUCAAAAAAUUCAAAGCGAAGCAGAAUAAUAAGUUCGGUCGCUUCGACAUAUAUAUAUAUAUCAAAAGAAAAGUGUUUUACGAAAAAAAAGUGGUGUAUCGUCGUCAUCGUCGUUAGUUUUGGUUGUUUUGUAUCGUGAGCAGGUUGCGCAAAAGUGGAACAACAACCGAAAACAAAGUUUCAUCAAAAUACAACAAAAAAGGCAGUUUUAAACAAGUGGCAACAAGUGUGAACGGUUUCAACAGAAAUUAGAUGUGCCGUGUGUGUUUUUAUUUGCCUCUUGGUCGUUGUUAAUUUCAUAUGAAUAAAUAAAUCAAUGAUCAUCAUGAAUGGUGCCGUAGUUAAAUAAAUUUAAACGUUUAAAAAAAACCGAAUUCGAAAAGAAUUUACCGAAUUAUAAACAGGAUAAGAGGCACAAUAUCAAUGAAUAGAGGAAACAAAUAAACAGAACAAAAUCACAUUUGUAAUAUACGACAACCACAAGUAUACCACACAAAUCUAAAACAAAAGAAAAUUUGAUUAUAAUCAAGUUGUGCUCAUUUCGGUGAGGAGGGCAAAAAAUGUCCGUUUGGAGUUGGAUACGAGUUGAUAAUCGAUGCAACAGACUUCAAAAUAAUGCAAUCCACGACCGAUUUGGCUUCCAGCGGCAAUUGCUCUCGCUACAUUCUACAGGUUUAUGUUGGUCAAUUGUCAUUGCACUAUGAAGCGCUUAGCGUUGAAGCUUCCAAACAAACGACCGCCGAAGAAAUUGUAGCAUGCAUUGUGGAACGUCUUAAUUUAACGGGAACGAAUUAUGAAUUGGCCGAAGUGGCUGGUGAAAGUAAAGAGCGACGCUUAUCACCUGAUGAAAAACCGGUUUCAGUAAUGUUGCUAUGGCCCCUUCACUCCGAAAGAGAUUUUCACAGAUUUUAUUUGCGAGAAUCACAGGGUGAAGCGCCAUGGCUGGACAAUUACGGACUUGAUUUACACAUUUUUCGAGAUUUCAUACCGUUCUUGUUUCAACCGGAGAAUCGUGAAUAUCCAGAUUUGUGCCAAUUACUCGACCUAAAUGAGUCAACACUUUUGGAAAAUCUUCGGCAACGUUUUGUUGCCGGCCACAUAUACACAUACGUCGGUAGUAUUUUGAUUGCGGUCAAUCCAUUCAAAUUCUAUCCCAUUUACAAUCCAAAAUAUGUGAGACUUUAUCAAAAUCAACGUGUUGGACCAAUUUUACCACCACACAUAUUCGCAAUUGCAGAUAAUGCAUACUACUGUAUGUUAAGAGAAAAACGUAAUCAGUGUGUAGUCAUCAGUGGUGAGUCUGGUUCUGGUAAAACGGAGAGUACAAACUUUCUGUUGCAUCAUUUGACGGCAUUGUCACAAAAGGGUUCACAUGGAUCGGGUGUUGAGCAAACAAUUCUCAGCGCUGGUCCAGUUUUGGAAGCGUUUGGCAAUGCAAAAACGGCACAUAACAACAAUUCUAGUCGAUUUGGUAAAUUCAUUCAGGUGAAAUACAAGGAAAAUGGAAUGGUUCAAGGCGCCAUCGUACAAAAAUAUUUACUUGAAAAGAGUCGAAUCGUAUCACAAGGACCAUUAGAACGAAAUUAUCAUGUGUUUUACUAUUUACUAUCUGGCGCAACGCCACAUGAACGUGAGCUUCUACAUUUACUUCCUGCCGAUAAAUAUUGUUAUUUAAAUUCAAAAAAUCUUCAAUUGGAGAAUUGCGAUGAAACGUAUGAAUUUUCGCGGUUAAAACAAAGUAUGGAAAUGGUGGGUUUUUCAGCCGAAAAACAGAGACGCCUAUUCAAUGUAUUGUCGGCUGUACUACUGCUGGGCAAUGUCGAAUUCUUUCCAAAAAAAUCCACUUAUCAUCAUGAUGAGAGUGUUCAGGUGCGAAACAUCGAUGUGGUCGGUCUAAUAUCCGAAUUGCUUAAAGUAAAACAGGAUACAUUGUUGGCGGCGCUCACAUCGAAACGUGUUAAGGCCAGCGGCGAAACAUUAAUUAUGCAAUACAAAUUACCAGAAGCAAUAGCAGCACGUGAUGCACUUGCAAAAUGCCUAUACGGUGCUCUAUUCGAUUGGAUUGUAUUACAAGUGAAUCAUGCACUUUUGAAUAAAGACCAACUGCCUCAUACAGGCCAUUCAAUUGGCGUACUCGAUAUAUUCGGUUUCGAAGACUUUGAUUCGCAAAACAGUUUUGAGCAAUUGUGCAUUAACUAUGCCAACGAGCAUCUACAGUAUUAUUUCAUAUUACAUGUUUUCAAGUACGAACAAAACGAAUAUAAAAAGGAGGGCAUUAAAUGGCGAGACAUUGAGUUCAUGGACAAUUCAGGUUGUUUGCAACUAUUUGAAUCAAAACCAACGGGCCUUUUAUGUAUUUUAGAUGAUUUAUGCAAUUUUCCGGGAGCCACAAAUGAAACGCUUUUACAAAAGUUCAAUAGUGUACAUCGCGAUAAUAAGUUUUACGAGAAACCGCAAAAAAAGGAAAAUGCAUUCAUUAUCCGACAUUAUGCAGGGAAAGUAAAAUAUCAGGUUACUGAAAUGCGGGAGAAAAACUUAGAUUUAAUGCGACAAGACAUAGUUAGUGUAUUGAAAAAUUCGAGUAUGGCAUUCGUGCGUGAAUUGGUGGGCGCCGAUCCGGUUGCUGUAUUUCGAUGGGCAAUACUUCGGGCAUUUUUCCGAGGUUAUUUUGCAUUUCGUCAUGCUGGUAUGAAACAUCGUAAAGAACGAAAUAGUCAGUCGAUUAAAUCGAAUCGCAUAAGCCGAUUCCGAAGUCCCAACGAAUCAAUACUAAGUCAUCUGAUUACCGUUUCAUCGGUGAAUCUAACAAUCUACCGAAUAGCGAAAAAUAAAUCAUUUCGACCACGUGAAAGACCCAAAAAAGGAUUGAAAAAUCUACAAACUGUUAAAACUCUAACAGCUGGACAAAAUCAAUUGAAUUCAACCACAAUAAAAACACGCAAGCAGCCACUUACCGUCACCGCACAAUUCCAGAAUUCAUUAACCGCAUUGAUGGACACUCUGAAUCAGGCGAAUCCAUUUUUCAUUCGAUGCAUAAAAUCAAAUUCGGAAAAAAUUCCAAAUAAAUUCGACGAUGCGACUGUUGUACGACAGUUACGCUACACCGGAAUGCUGGAAACUGUGCGAAUUCGUCGGGCUGGUUACAAUGUCCGGUUGACGUAUGAAGAAUUCAUUCAGUUAUAUCGUAUUUUAUUGCCAAAAGGUCUAGUCAGCUCGCAACGAGAUGUGCGCACUUUUAUGGAUAAAAUGAACCUCAAUAAGCAACAUUAUCAAUUAGGAACCACAAAGAUCUAUAUGCGUGAAUCUCAGAAAAUGUCCUUGGAUUAUAAGCUGCACACAAAGAUCAUUGAAAGUAUAGUGUCGAUUCAGCGAUGGUUCAAAACGAAAAUUCAACGUGAGAAAUUUACAUCGUUUCGUACGGCUGCCAUUAAAAUUCAAUCAUUUUGGCGAAUGCGUAUGGCACAAAAUAAACUUUAUCAAUUGAAAUUGCGAACGAAUGCUGCCAUCGCAAUUCAAUCAAUGUUCCGAAUGUAUCGAGAGCGAAAAAUGUAUAAGAAACUUUUAAAUGGUUUGGUAGCAUUGCAGGCACACAUUCGUGGCCGUGCAGCACGUAUACGCUUCAAACGAUCCCAUCGACAAAAAGUGAUGAAGGAACGAUAUAAAUUACGACCAACACAAAGUUUGCCAUUGCACGAUCGAACGGCCGAUGGUGAGGCGAUCGAUGUUGAAAUCAGUAAAUCAUAUCCAAAAUUGGUUCAGUACAGUUUGGAUUUGAUUGGUGAAAAUGUGAGCGGUAUUGAUGCCACCAAAAGUCAAGCAUCGUCAUCAUCAUCAUCAAUCACAUCCACGACUGCUGCUGCUGAUCAUGACGUUAGCGUACUGAAUAAAGCAGAGCAUCAAUUUAGAUCGUUAAUGAUUUCAACAAAGGGUAGCGGUGUGAGCGAUCAUUCAAUAAGUGAUAACAAACGGUUUGGCAUCGAAAGUGUGGAUAGCCGCAGUCCAAGGUCAUACAAUGUCGACACAGCGACAAAGCAAUAUUUUGACGAUUCCUUUAUGGUUAAAAAAUGGGAAAUCUCAAAGUCCCCUGUUCGUUUAAUUGAAAGUAGUUAUAGUAGUCCAAAAAGACAACCGGUUUCAAAUUCGAGCCUGAAAUCGGAUCCACGUGAAAUGUUAACUUAUAAUGUAAGUAGUACGAGUAUAACGAAGAAGCAGCCAAUGACAGGCUAUCCGGAAAGCACAUAUACAGUUUUGAGUAGCAAAGAUAAGCCAAGUGCAAUAGCAACAACAACAACAACAGCUACGACCUCUGUUGCUACAACAACAGUAUCGGCAAAUAGCUUAACAUCGUCGCUGAUGAUGUUAACAACGAUGAGUAAAAAUCAAACUCAUCGUCGUGAAUUGAACACUGGUUUGUCGUAUGAUGAAACGAAAAUGGCUAGAUACCAUGGGCCGACGGAUCUGAGUCCACAACAUGAGAUGUAUGCAAAUAGUUCAAUAAUCAAUAGCAAUAGUAAUAAACAACAACAACAACCAACACCACCGGACAAUAUGCAUUUAAUGUCACAAAAUAAUACUCAAACAAAAUUGAAUAGCACACCGUUUAAGCAUCUAGUCCCAUCAAAUAAUGAAGAGGUAUGCACGCCACGCGGAAAAGCGGCCGCACUUCUUGGAACAAAUGAUUUAUCAGCAACAGGAACAACCAUGGUGGCAGCAACAACAACAACGACCACCAAAUAUAAGCUAUCAGAUAGCGGUGUACCUCACCAUCAUACGCCAACAAGAGUCAGCCCAUUUUUACAGCAUUCCAAAUCACGGCGCAACUCAGAUCCCAGCUCGAAUAAAAUGUCAUUGCUUGAAGCUAAUCGCGGCAAUGACAUGUAUCAAUCGAGCACACACAUAAAUAUUGCCGGUCAUCGUUUUCAUAAAGCAACGAAAAUUGGAAAGAAUGAAAAAUGUGCCAGUUGCCAGGAGAAUGAUGCAUUCAUCAAUGAAGGUCAUCGGUGUUUGGAUUGUCGUUUACUUGUGCACACAAAAUGCAUUCAAAAUGGUGGCGUUAAAACGUUACAAUGUGAAAAAUCAUCGAAACGACAACCGCGCAAAAAUUCCGAUAAAAUCUCAUCGAAAUACAGUGGAACACGUGAAUACACCGAUUCGGCUGACAAAAUUAUAAGCGAUGCCAAGGAAUUGCAAUUAAUGCAAGAUUUUAUCGCACAAAAAAUUUACAAAAUGGAUGCCGAUUGUGAUAAAACUGCUGCCGUUGAUCGAGUUUUCAAGCAGGCAUUACGCGAAUUUAAAGACAAUUUAGUGGCACAAUAUAGUAUUGCACAUAAACAAAAGUCGGAUACGCUUAAUAUAAAAUACCGUGAUCUGAUUUCGAAUUUUGAACAAGUCAUGGAAACAUGCGGCAAUAAAUCAGAAGAUUUUCCGCUGACAAUGUGCGUCAACGGUUUUCGUGUGUUUAUGAACGAAUUUAUGAAUUCACGCGAAAUGGAAAAACCAAAAGCCAAACGGAAAAAGGAAAAGAAACGAAAAGUUGACGAACAUACCAAUUACAAUGGUCAUAUAUUCCAAUUAACAAUAAUUAACAUACCGACGGCUUGUGAAAUAUGCCAGUUGUUUUUACUUUGGCCAAUUGAACGUGGUUUGGUGUGCCAAAAUUGUCGACUUACAUGUCACAAAAAAUGCUAUUUAAAAACGCAACCAUGCAACAAAAACCAAAAUCAAUCAAACGAUAACGCAAGAUACAUGCCGGUAUCAACGUCUGGAUUGUUUGCGGUUCCAUUGACCAGUCUCAGUUUAUGUUGUAUGGAGGAUAAUACGGUUAAGAUACCCGUGAAAAUCGAACAAUUAAUUAUGAAAAUUGAAAUGCAUGGUCUGUACACGGAAGGUUUGUAUCGUAAGAGUGGCGUCAAUUCAAAAAUCAAAGAGCUUAAAGUAAAAAUGGCCGAGGCCAAAGGUGAAAUCGACUAUGAAUUGUACAAUGUUCAUGUGUUGGCCAAUGUAUUGAAAUCAUUUUUACGUGAAAUGCCCGAGCCACUGUUAACAUUUGAUCGAUAUGAUGAUUUCUUGCGCGCUUCCGAAUUAUCCGAAACAACCGAUCGGGUUUCAACGAUGAUGUCACUCAUCAAAAAAUUACCGGCAGCCCAUCAUGCACUAUUAGAACGAUUAAUAUUCCAUUUGGCAUUGGUCGCACAACGUGAACAAUUCAAUCGAAUGUCAGCCAGUUCGUUGGCCAUUGUCUUUGCACCGUGUGUAUUGCGUACAAAUCGUAUAGUUCCAGCCCAAGAUAGUUUGAAUGACAUUGGACGCCAAACAAAAUGCAUUGAAACAUUGAUCACCCAAAAAAUGUUCAACGUUCGAUGUACAUUAAAUGAUAUUCACAGUUUGGAUAAUGCUGCGCAUACGGCUACCGCACGAUUGAGUAACUUAAGAAGUUCAAAAGUUUUUACUCCCGAAGAAAUCUUCCCGCGUCCGCAGAGCAUCGAAUCUGAGAGUGAAGAAAAAUUGCUCGAAGAUCAUAUUCAAGAAAUCGAAAUGGAAAAGGCAAUAUUAACAUCAACGCUACCAAGUUUGGCACGGGCCAGUUCGGACGAUGACUUUUUAUCGACGGAUAUGGAUGGUGAAGGCGGAAGUCUGGACGAUUUAACAAGCAGCCGAUUGGAUGAGACUACAAAAGAAAGUAUUGAUUCAUCGUUUGGCAGUAUUAGCGAACAGCAAUUUAGUCCGAUGAAUGAACAUGAAUCGAUCAACAAAGAUUCAAACAGUGGCAUGGAUUUGGAAUCACCGGUUGCAUAUUAUAAUUUACGUGAACAAAAUAUCGAUUAUUUGCCACCGUCGAAUGUUCCAAUUCGGCAAAUGUUUCAGUUUAGUGGCAUACGAAAUAUGGGCGAAAGUGCACCAUCAACAUCGACAAGUGUGGACUUUCAAUCGCCACCACAAAUUCAUGCAAAACUUGUUGAUAGUCAAAAGAGCAGUUCGGCAUCUAUUGAUUCAUCAAAUCUUGGUGAAUUUCAACACAUUCAACUGAACGCAAUGCCACGGCAACAAUCAAAUUUUGAAGCAACAUUUCUUAAUCAACCGGAUGACGAUAACGCACGAACAAAAAAACAAAAGCCAACUAAACGUCGUACCAUUGACGACAAGCCAAUUAUGGUGUGAACAUACUUAUACACAUACACACACCCACACCCAAACACACACAUAUAUAAACAUUGAAAUCAAAUUGUAACAAAAUAGCACAUUUAAGAGAAACAUUUAAUAAAUGAGAGAGAACCCAUACAUUUAGAAUGCUAUUUACAACACAACAAACAAAUUGAGAAGAAAACAUUUAUAUUUAUAAAAUUCAUAGUGCAAAUGUGAAACAACAGAGAAUUUAUUGACAACCAACCACAACACAACUAAUGGAAUUAUUAAAAGUUCAGUUUAUUGAGUAUCACAAAUAUCACAAAUCACUAUUUUCAUGUAAAAAAAAGUCCAGAAAAAAGCCAACAAAAAAAUAAUAAUAAUAAUAAAUAUGCGCACUUUGAGAAAAUAUUAUUUUUUUAAA